AGCGGCAGCCAAGGCCGUGGCGGCGGUGCUGGGAGCAGAGGAUGCCCCGGGCCUUGGAGCGCGAGGAGGGCUCCUGGGCCUGGGCAGUACUGCUGGCCUCCCUGCUGAACCAGGGCCUCACGCUUGGCUUUCCCACUUGCGCCGGCAUCUUCUUCACUGAGCUGCAGCACGACUUCCAGGCUAGCAACAGCGAGACCUCCUGGUUCCCCUCCAUCCUGACAGCUGUGCUCCACGCAGGGGGGCCCCUGUGCAGCAUCCUGGUGGGGCGCUUCGGCUGCCGAUCAACAGUCAUGCUCGGGGGGGUGUUGGCCGGCCUGGGCAUGGUGACCAGCUCCUUCUCCAGGACCCUCAGCCAGCUCUACAUCACAGCAGGACUCAUCACAGGCCUGGGGAUGUGCUUCAGCUUCCAGUCGAGCAUCACUGUGCUGGGCUUCUACUUCACCCGCCGGCGGGUGCUGGCCAACGCGCUGGCCUCAGUGGGUGUCUCCCUGGGCAUCAUGCUCUGGCCACUGCUCUCCCGCUACCUCCUGGAGGAUCUGGGCUGGAGGGGCAGCUUCCUCAUCUUCGGUGGGGUCCUUCUCCACUGCUGCGUCUGCGGGGCUAUCAUGAGGCCAGUGGCCACCACUGUGGCCCCGGAGACUAGAGAAGGCCCCCCUCCACCGCUCAAGACAUCUGCGCCUGGCAGCCUGGCAGCAUGUAGCCGGAUCAUCCAGCGCCACCUGGCCUUUGACAUCCUGCGGCACAACCCCGGCUACCGUGUGUAUACACUGGGUGUCAUGUGGAUGAUCCUGGGCUUCCCGCUGCCCCAUGUCUUCCUGGUGCCAUACGCCGUGCGGCAUGGGGUGGACGAGCACCGGGCCGCCCUGCUAAUCUCCAUCAUUGGCUUCAGCAACGUCUUCCUGCGGCCCGUGGCUGGGCUGGUGGCAGGCCAGCGCAAAUUUGCCAGCCACCGCAAGUACCUGUUCAUCCUGGCGGUCCUGCUCAAUGGGCUUACCAACCUGGUGUGUGCGGCCUCAGCCGAUUUCCGUGUGCUGGUGGCCUACUGCCUGGCGUACAGCGUGUCCAUGAGUGGCAUUGGUGCCCUCCUCUUCCAGGUUCUCAUGGACAUCGUCCCCAUGGACCGCUUCUCCAGUGCCCUGGGCCUCUUCACCAUCCUGGAGAGCGUCUCCAUCCUCAUCGCUCCGCCAAUGGCUGGAUUCCUUGUGGAUGCCACUGGCAGCUUCAGCUAUGUUUUCUACAUGUCAGGCUUCUUCCUCAUCUCAGCUGCCCUCUUCAUGGGUGGCAGCUUCUGUGCCCUGCAGAAGAAGGAGAAGCAAGGCAGGCCAGCCGAGGCAGAAGGAGCCAUCACGGAGGCUGCUGCAGAGUGGUGCCUUACCCUGGAGGGCACAGAUGGUUCUGACAAGCGGCUGUGCCCCAAGAUCAUGUAUGUGACCAGCGUCUGAGCCCCAGGGUCAUAUAUGUGACCAGCACCUG
This is a messenger RNA of Trichechus manatus latirostris (Florida manatee), 1473 nucleotides long. It is a transcript of the gene SLC16A5, whose product is annotated as solute carrier family 16 member 5. Gene Ontology annotation, biological process: transmembrane transport; monocarboxylic acid transport. Gene Ontology annotation, molecular function: monocarboxylic acid transmembrane transporter activity. The transcript is spliced from 4 exons. The coding region runs from base 42 to 1442 and encodes 466 amino acids. The record is from RefSeq and is a predicted model, not a curated record. NCBI's taxonomy places the organism in Eukaryota, Metazoa, Chordata, Mammalia, Sirenia, Trichechidae. Gene Ontology annotation, cellular component: plasma membrane.